AUGGCAAUUGCAAAUGUUGUAAAACAAGUCUUGGACCAUAAGGAUUAGAUAAAAUGCUUGUUGAUGAAAUUGGAGAUGCUGUAAUAACAAAUGGUGGAGUAACCAUUGUAAUAUAACUAGAAGAUGAACAUCCUACAGCUAAAUUAUUGUAGAGUUGAAUUAAUUAUAAGAUAAAGAAAUAGGAGUUGACAGAACAUCAAUUGUUAUUUUAGCAGCUAAAUUACUUCACUGAUUUACCAAUACAAUUAUUUCUGGAUAUAAAUUAAGCAGCCACAGUAAAAUAUAUUCAACUGCAUUUCAUACAUAAAAUAAUUGAAGAUGACACUGAUAUAUUAAUUCUGCUAAAAUUACUAUUAAAAGUAACAGAAAGCCACAACUUUGCUAAGUUGGCUAUAGAUACUGUUAGAGUGAUUAAGACUGAAAAUCUAGAUUUAAUUUAAGUUAAAUAUUCAAUAAAAUCAAUUAAUAUUAUAAAAAGUAUUAUUAUAAUAGAUGGUAACAAAAUUUAAGAAUGUAUAUUAAUUAAAUAACUAAAUUGUAAAUGGGAGUUUAAAUAUUGA
This is a messenger RNA of Paramecium sonneborni, 560 nucleotides long. NCBI's taxonomy places the organism in Eukaryota, Ciliophora, Oligohymenophorea, Peniculida, Parameciidae. The record is from the annotation of a GenBank genome assembly.